UAAAACACAAGCUCAAUAAGCAAAAACAACCCUCUUUCCUUUUUUUUAUUUUUCUUCCUCAAGCCUUGUUUUUUCACUCUUCUAUAUUUCUUCUCCAAUCCCCACCCAAAUCACCCCUAACCCUUUGAAAGAUUUUAAUUUGUUUGUUUUGGUGCAAGGAGAGAGAGAGGAGAGUGAGAGAUGGAAAUCAGCUCAAGGCUUCAAGAAAGAGAGAACCACAACCACAUCCAUAACCAUAACCACCCUUCUCCUAUGAACUCUCCAACAAGCAAUGUGAGCAACUGCAUGAGCAGCAGCAACAGCAAUGGCAUCCAAAUCCCAACACCACCACUCACUCCCAAAACCAUUCCCAGAUCUGAUUCCAACCCUUACCCUACCACUUUUGUCCAAGCUGACACCUCCACUUUCAAGCAAGUAGUCCAAAUGCUAACUGGCUCAUCAGACACCACAAAACAAGCAUCACAAGAUCCACAACCACCAUCAUCAUCAUCAUCCAGAAACUUCAACAUACCCCCCAUCAAGGCCCCACCAAAGAAGCAACAAGGAGGCUUCAAGCUCUAUGAGAGGAGGAACAGCCUCAAGAACAGCCUCAUGCUCAACACCUUGAUGCCCAAUUUUGCUUAUAAUCACAACAACAAUUCUCCAAGCUUCUCACCAAGAAACAACAUGCCUGAGAUCCUCUCCCCAAGCCUUCUUGACUUCCCUUCCCUUGCUCUAAGCCCUGUUACACCAUUGAAUGAUGACCCUUUUGACAAGUCCUCCCCUUCAUUGGGGAACUCGUCAGAGGAGGAUAAAGCCAUAGCUGAAAAGGGCUUCUACUUGCAUCCCUCUCCCAUGACCACUCCAAGAGACUCAGAACCACAGCUCUUGCCUUUGUUCCCAGUUACCUCACCUAGAGUCUCAUCACAAUCACCUUCUUGAUCUUGAUGAGAUGAAAAGAGAUUGUGUUCCUGUGCUGUGGAUGAUUGGUUAAUUACAUCAUGGGUUUUUUAUUUUGAUUUGAAUAUGGUUUAUGGUUUCCUCUAUCAACAAGGUACAAAAGCUUUUGUCUAAUUGUAAAAGUGGCUUUCUUACCAUGAAAUGGCAACUCUUUUCUUUAUUCUCCUGCUUUGUUUUCCCACCUCAAAAUAUUGGUAUCUUUUCUUGUUUUCCCUUUCCAUAAAUGAAAAAAAAAGUUUCUUUGUCCAAUGAUUUUUUUUCUAUGUCCAUGUUCCAUCUAGUUCUUGAAGGGUUAUUCUUGUUAGGAAAACAAAUCCUGGGAAUAAUCAUGAGCUAGGGUGUCUCUUUUGAUUGAGUGUGAUGAAUUCAAUGAAUAAGGGUCUUCUUCAAAGUGUGUGUGUGUGUGAUUGCUGAGUCACACCAACCACCACCAGUGAGAAGUUUUGUGUUGAGAUGAAGAGAAUCCAAAGAUGGCAAAUUGAAGAGAAAGACAAGGGAAUGAGGCUGCUUGGAAGGGACACAUUUUACUGGAAAUCAGUGUUGGAAAGGACAUAACCGUAUCCUAAUUUGUCAUCAUCGCAGAAAGAUGCACCAGAAGGAAGAUGGGUGGGUUAAAUUGAUGAAAGAUCGAAGGGUGGUGAGAGUGAGAGGGUCCCUCUUCUUGGUUUGGUUAUAUGCCAAUUUAUUAGUCUAAUCAGUUUCUCAAGUAACUCAAAUCCCAGAUAAUGAUAAUGUGCUUUUGCUUUCUUUUUCUUUUUUUUGCUGACACCUAUCUGGGAAGAAAAACCCAUUUCUGUAUCGGUUUUCAAGUACCUAUCUGAUCAAGAAGUAAAGCAAAGGUGACUUUUUCUUUCUUUGUUUUAUUUUUUAAAAAAUGCAGAACAUUUAUGCAUCA
This is a messenger RNA of Glycine soja, 1834 nucleotides long. Its product is annotated as VQ motif-containing protein 19-like. The transcript has a single exon. The record is from RefSeq and is a predicted model, not a curated record. Lineage: Eukaryota; Viridiplantae; Streptophyta; Magnoliopsida; Fabales; Fabaceae. Bases 181 to 921 code for a protein of 246 amino acids.